CGACGAUAAAUCGUCCUAAAAUCAUUUAAAAUCACCGUUUUACAAAAUUCUGUUAAUGAUUCAAACACAUUUUCCUCAAUAAGAUAUCCACAAUUACACGAUUGCUUAUCGAUCACGUACUAUCGUCAGUCGUAUCAAUUAUGUCAACAAAUUUGGGUUUUUCGCUGUAAUGUUGGUGAGCAUUAAAGGGGAAGCCCCUUUAGGUGUGUCAGCUGUGUGUUCCCAAAAAAUCCACAAACAAAGAAAACAUGGGUGCACUAUUAUCCACUGAAAACAACGACGAGUAUUUGCAAGACAGUUCAUGCUCUGAAGACGAAGAAGAUCCAGAAGAAAACUCAACCAAUGAAGAACCCCACAGGAGACUCUCUCCGAACUAUGAUGAAAUCACGCGGCUAGCUUACGAUUUAACCUUGGACUCCGCUACAGAUACCACAGAUGCAGCCCCUCCGGCUGCCACAAUGACGAUUACUUUAACAGUAGAUCAGGUGAUGGUGGUGGAGAAUCAUCUUGACACAUAUGAAAAAGUGUCUUUGGUGUAUUUGCUGUAUGAUAACCCCGCUGUAGCGCUAGAACACUUGACUAAGUUGGUUAAUGGCAGCAACGACAAGCUUAUCUACAACUGGGCUAUUUUCCAAAACUUGAAAAACUUAAAGUGGCAAGAAAAGCUUGUUGAAGCUUUAUGUAUUAUACAGAACUAUGAAGUUGUAAGGAUGCUGGGUUUUACAAGAGACAACCUAGUUGUAAGGUUUUCCCCCCAUCUUUACUUUGUGAACAUCUAUGUGAACAAAAUCCGGAAAGCUCUCUAUUGUUUGUGUGAGGCUUUUGAUUCCACAGAUGGCGAUAAUCUGCUGGGGUUAGUUUGUCCAGACUUUCAGAAUAAGGGGUUUAAUUUUAAAGUGUACAACCCGGAAUAUCUGGAGCUGUAUUUGUUGCACUGGGAGAUCAUAGGGUACAUUAAGCAAGAUAAUUUGACUAACUUGUGUGCAAUUUUAAAAGUCAUGGAUCAGCUGGACUGGUAUGAGAAAUUGAAACAGUUAAUUCCAGCAGUGGUUACACACAGCAGCGAGAAAACAAAAACGUCUCUUGAUAGUAAAAAACCAAAGAGUAUUUUUGACGAUAUUUUGAAUCCAUCGUCGAGUUUGUUCUCGCUUCAGUCGUCCUUAGAUACGCCAAUCAGUGCAGAUAAUGCAGUUUUUGUGAAUUCGGAUAACAAAUAUGAUGUUAACCCUGGAUGUCCUGGGGUCUGCUUGAUUAUUAACCAGGAAAAUUUUUACAGGGAGAUAGAGCCGUCUCUUCAGGACCUUCUGCCUCCCUCGGAAACUAAGUUAGAUCCCAGAAUGGGUACCCAACACGAUAAGAGGAAACUGAUCGAAACCUUUGAACAGUUCGGCUUUAGAAUCGAAACCGCAGACAAUUUAACCCAUUCAGACAUACCCAAAGAAAUUGAGAAAGUCAUGAACUCCAUCACGACCGAAUCUAGCUUUUUCGUGUGCAUCAUGUCCCACGGGGACGAAGGCGUCAUCUAUGGCGUCAACAGUUGCCGCGUCCACGUGAAGAAGCUCAAAAACCUUCUGUGCAGCAAAAACCGACGCAAUCUUUCCGGCAAACCUAAAGUUUUGAUUCUUCAGUCGUGCCAAGGCACCAGGUGCCAACCCAUUGCCUCGUUCGAGCCAGACAACGAUAAUAUUGUCAUAGACGGCCCUUCCAUGUCCACGUCUGAGGUGAUUCCACCGCUUGCCGAUCUGUUCACGUUCUGGGCAACCGUACCAGGUUAUGGUGCCAUAAGGAAUAAGAAAACUGGGUCGUGGUUUAUACAGUCGCUGUGUGAAAAGCUGACCACUCUUGGGGAUAAGCACCAUUUCGAGGAUAUUUGUACGUCGGUUGUGAGGGAUGUGAGCAGUAAAAAGUGGUCACAGAUUAAGGAGGAGGUGGCCAUGGUGCCGUCGAAGGACAGCACUUUCAGGAAGCUGUUUUAUUUUCCGCCCAUUAGGAAGUAUCGCAGCAAACGUGUGUGUCAGCUGUGCUGUGCAUUUCCAAAUAAUCCAAAAAUAAAAAAAAUGGGUGCAAUGUUGUCCAAUGAAAACAACGACGACUAUUUGCAAGACAGUUCAUACUCUGAAGACGAAGAAAAUUCAACCAAUGAAGCACCCCAUAGAAGAAUUUCUCCGAUCUAUGAUAAAAUCGACUUAACCAACAAUAUUUGCUUGGACUCCCCAACAGAUACUACAGAUGCGGCCCCUCCGACUGCCACAAUGGCGACCACUUUGACAGUAGAUCAAGUGAUGGUGGUGGAGGAUCACCUUGACAUCUUUGAAAAAGUGUCUUUGGUGUAUUUGCUGUACGAUAAUCCCGCUGUAGCUCUAAAACUCUUGACUAAGUUGGUUAAUGGCAGCAACGACAAGCUUAUCCAUAACUGGACCAUUUUCCAAAACAUAAAAAAGUCAAAGUGGCAAGAAGAGCUUGAGGAGGCUCUUUACAUUAUACAGAAUUACGAAGUCUUGAGGAUGUUGGGUUUUGCAAAAACCGACCUAGAUGUAAAAUUUCCGCCGCAUUUUUGCUUUGAUAAAAUAUAUGUCAACAAAAUCCGAAAAGUUCUAUACCGUUUGUGUGACGCUUUUGAUUCUACAGAUGGCGAAAAUUUGUUAAGGUUAGUUCACACAGACUUUCAGAAGAAGGGGUUUAAUUUUACAGUGUAUAACCCGGAAUAUUUGGAGCUGUAUUUGUUACACUGGGAGAGCUUAGGGUACAUUAAGCAAGAUAAUUUGAGUAAUCUGUGCAACAUUUUAAAUGUUAUGGAGCAGCUGGAUUGGUGUGACGUAUUGAAACAGUUAUUUCCAGCUGUGGGUACGCGCGUCAGCGAAAAAACAAAAACAUCGACUUUGUUCUCGUUUCAGUCGUCUCAAAGUACUCAGAUUAGUGUAGAUAAGAAUGCAAAUUAUGAUACUAUUGAAAAAUAUGAUGUUGACCCUAAGUCCCCAGGGGUCUGUUUAAUUAUUAACCAAGAAUAUUUUUACCGGGAGAUAGAGCCAGAUCUUCAGGAACUUCUGCCUCCCGCGGGUACUAUAUUAGAUACCAGAACGGGUACCGAACACGAUAAGAAGAAACUAAUCGAAACCUUUCAACAGUUCGGCUUUAGAAUCGAAACCGAAGACAAUUUAACCCAUUCAGACAUAUCCAAAGAAAUUGAGAAAGUCAUGAACUCCAUCACGACCGAAUCUAGCCUUUUCGUGUGCAUCAUGUCCCACGGGGACGAAGGCGUGAUCUAUGGCGUCAACAGUUGCCGCGUCCCCGUGAAGGAGCUCGAAAUUCUGCUGUGCAGCAAAAACCGACGCUACCUUUGUGGCAAACCCAAAGUUUUGAUUCUACAGUCGUGCCAAGGCACCAACUUCCAAUGCAUUGCCGCGGCCGAGCCAGACAACGAUAACAUUGUCAUGGACGGCCCUUCUGAGGUGAUUCCACCGCUUGCCGAUCUGUUCACGUUCUGGGCAACCGUACCAGGUUAUGGUGCCAUAAGAGAUAUGAAGACUGGGUCAUGGUUCAUACAGUCACUGUGUGAAAAGAUAAUCACUCUUGCGGACAAGUACCAUUUUGAGGACAUCUGCACGGCGGUUAUUCAAGACGUGAGCAGUAAAACGUGCGUACGGAAUAACGAGAGAGUGGCGAUGGUGCCUAAGAAGGAAAACACUCCCAGGAAGUUGUUUUAUUUUCCGCCCAUUAGGAAGUAGCUGUUGUAUCUGUAAUACGUGUGUUAAGGGUUGAUUUUUACUGUUUUUGUUAUGAGUGGUUUAAAUGUCUUAAAUAAAAUUUAUUUAUUUUUU
Molecule: messenger RNA, 3818 nt
Organism: Zophobas morio
Lineage: Eukaryota; Metazoa; Arthropoda; Insecta; Coleoptera; Tenebrionidae
Exons: 14
Coding region: 249-3725 (1158 amino acids)
Biological process (GO): proteolysis; regulation of apoptotic process
Molecular function (GO): protein binding; cysteine-type endopeptidase activity
Source: RefSeq, a predicted model, not a curated record